Molecule: messenger RNA, 3243 nt
Organism: Mesorhabditis belari
Lineage: Eukaryota; Metazoa; Nematoda; Chromadorea; Rhabditida; Rhabditidae
Source: the annotation of a GenBank genome assembly
AUGUCAAGCGAAGAAUGGGACACAAAUAUUGAAUCAGCGGAAUUCGAAAAGGAAACUGAGUCGAUUUUGGAGAAAUCCGAAACGAAUCUCGAUAAUCACAUCUCAAAAAUACAAUCAAGCAUUGAUGAAACGGACAAAUUGAUGAAAAACUUUGACGAUUCGACUAGUGAUGACUCGGCUGAGAUGGGAAAAGCUAAAGAAAACGAUAAAAAGUUAGAGAAUAUAGCUUAUGAAACUUUUGACACUUCUGAGCUUGAAAAACAAAUGGAAAAAGUACAAGGUUUGAAAGCGGUAAAGAGAGAAGUACAAGAUAUCCCAGAAGAAAUCAAAGCUGAGGUUAAGCAAGCAGUAAAGCUCUUUGAUAAGUCAGAGUUUCAAAAGCAGAUCGAGAAUGUGGCUGAGGCUUCAAAACCAAUCCAGAAACGUCAAGCACCAGCUAUGCCUGAAGCAAUAAACAUUGAGAUUCAAAAUGCAGUUCAAGCUAUUGGCCAACUAACAACGGAGAUCCCACAAAGCACUAUUCCUACUGUUGUCUCGUUAUCUUGGUGGGAAAAAUUGAAACAAGCUGCUUCGAGAGCUGAAAACGCUAUCUCAAACACUUAUCAAAAAGUCGCCAAUUGGACAACAAAUGCAGCAAAAAUUGCGAAAGUUUGGACAACAAAUACAACAAAAAAAGCAAUCAAUGCGACAAAGAAUGGAUGGAAAAAGGCUAAAAAUUUCACUGAAAAUGCUUUAAAUAAAACGAUAAAUGCGACAACAAAUGGAUGGAAUAGUGUAAAGAAUAUGACAAAGAAUGGAGUCAAAAAGUUGGUAAAUGCUACAAAAAAUGGAUGGGUGAAGACAAAAAACAUGACCUCUCAAGCUUGGAAUCAAACAAAAAACGAUUUUGGAAAGUUGAAGAACGUUUCGAAAGCUGGUUUAGCUAAAGCAAAGAAUUGGACAGUUGGAGAAUUGGACAAAGCUUUGAACUCGACAAAGAAUGGAAUUGGGAAGAUAAAGAAUGCGACGAAAGGUGAAGUUUUAAAAUUAAAAAAUGCUACUUUAAAUGGUCUAGCUUCGGCAAAGAAUUGGACUACAAAUGAGAUGAAUAUUGUUAAGAAUUCGACUGUUGUUGGGAAAGUAACGAAUGCGACAAAAAGUGCUUGGAAUAAAGUGAAAGGAUGGGCUUCUGGAGCAAUAAAUCAAACAAAAAAUGAAGUAAAUAAGCUGAAAAAUUCGACACAAAACGCUUUGGGAAAGUUGAAGAAUUCGACACAAAAUGGGCUAAAGAAGUUAGCGAAUCUAACAAAAAAUGGUUUGAGUAAAGUAAAGAAUUUGACAUCGGAGUUAAUUUCCUCAAAAGUUGGAGUUAAUUCGAUGAGUUCAAUGAAUAAUGAUGCUCAAAAGUUUCAAGAAUUCUUACAAAAUGAGACACAACCUUUAAAAGCUAAAAUGGAAAAUAUGGCUAUUCAACAAAGCAAUGUGAUUCCAGCUGUGAAAAAUCGACUUCAAGAGGUUUUUAGUCGACCAAACGAUUUAGAAAUCAAUGAUUUACAAAACAAUGAUUUCCAAAAUCAAUUCGAUAACACUAUUGCUAAAGCUCAAGAACAAAUCUCGAAGAUUGAAACAGUGAUUAAGACAAGAAGUGUUACUGUUGGAUCAGAAUUAUCAGAGAUCCGAGUGCCGGAUUUAUCAAUUGCUAUUGGACAAGCGACCGCUGAGCUUAAUCAGAAACUCUCUGAGACAAAUGGGAACUCAGUUUUUGGAUCUAUUGGCCCAAAGGUUGAUCCAAAUGGUGUCAAUGUGAUGGUUGAUGGGAUUGGGGCGGUUGAUCCACAACUGAUGGACAAUAUGAUGGAAGCGGCGAGGACGUUGAGUUUAACGUUGAUGAAUUUCACGCAAAAGACUGCCGCUCAAUUGGCGCAAGAUGGUACACUGGGAAAUGUGUCACAACAAGAGUUCAAGGAGAUGUUAAUCGCUACACAGCAAUCGUUUCAACAAUUGACGGAGAUGCUAAAGAAUUCGACUGGAAGUGACUCUAGGGUUGCUCAAAUGGCUCCUGUAAUGCAUGACAUUCCAUCAGUGACAAUUCCAAGUCAGCUAGAAGCGACCUUAAACAAUUUGUCUUCUAAUGCUGCUCAAGCCGUUGUAGCUCAAAAUUUGGACACAGCUCUUCAACAAACAGCUGCUUUUACCGGAAAUGUUACUGAUCCUGCUUUUUUGUCAAUUAUUGACAAUGCGAAGGCGGCAAUCCAGAUCCAAUUAGACACACUUCAAGCUUUGGACACUUUACCAACAACUACACCGAUCGUUGGGAAUCCUGUGACAACUACCAUUGUUAAUCCAGCUACGAAUGCAGCUUCGGUUCCAGCUACAGCGGCUACAACAACUCUUGCCAAUCCAGCAGUCACUACAAAUCUGGCUAAUUCUGUCACGACAACUGUUGUUGCAAAUCCUACUGGAGCAGCUACAACAACUACUGUUGCAAAUCUAGGCACUAAUGCAGCUACAACAACUACAGUAGCUGCUCCGGCUACCGGCACUAAUGCAGCAACAACUACAGCAAGUCCUGUUGCUGCUGUUAACACAACAGUUAACCCAGCAACUGGUGCAGCUACUACAACCACAACAACACUUUUGCCUGGACCAACAACUCCUGCUGUAUCCACAACCACAACACUACCGCGAACUCAAAACCCCGGUGAUCUAGUUGCCGUACCUGAUUUUCCACCAGCCGGCUGUAUGGUUCCUAGUGUUGACAUUCACUCAAAAGUUAGCCAAUCAGCGUAUCAGGAAAUGGGAAUAUCGGAUGAUUGUGAGGGAUUGUGUGCGAAUAUGACAAUGUUUCCAUGUCAAGCCUACACUUGGGGCGGCCCUGGAACUUACUGUGUACUCCAUGGUCCUAUCGACAAAGGAAUGGUGACAAUUCAAUCUGGUUCGAUCUACAACAUCACCGAUUAUUUGUGUGAAAAGGGUAGCAAUCCAGCAAGUUUGUUGAAACUGUGCGUUUUCGCUGAACGGGGAAUCCGCGUCUCAGUUGAUUUGAAUGUGUCCAGUUUCAAGAAAUACAAGGCUCAAACGAUUCAAUUCUGUCAACAAUGGUGUUCACUGGAUACACUUGAUCGAUGCACAUCGUUUGCUUUUGAUGAAACAACCUCGUUUUUUGAUGGCUACAAUUGUGUGACCUUCCAUCGGUCUCUUUCCCUCACAUCAUUACCACGAGGAACCUUCGAACUUUAUGAAAACCAAUGUCUACUCUAUCAA